GAUGGUGGAGUUCCCGAGGAGGCUGACGAGACGAAACGAAACCUAGAGGCGCUCUUGAGGUUGUCAGGCAUGCGAGGUCGUGUGAGUCAGCAGCAGACUCGAAGGCAGACUCCAAGAAUGACCGACGGGAGAGGCGAGAGACAAAUGACGAGGCCGUAGAGCUGAUCGCGUAAAGGCAUGCGUAGAAGCUCCGAAGCGAAGGCAGUGAUGAAACGAGCCGACUGGUUACUAACCACGACAGCAGUUUACUACGAAACACGUCCGAAUUUGAAAGUCCACCAUACAGCCUGUGAACAGAUUCGCGUCUCAGAGCCCGUGCAUGGCGAUGGUUAUAUUGGGUGCUAGGGCUGCUAUCGGACUCCACGUUUCAUAGUCGAGAUUCGAGAGUUCGUAACUCACGCCACGACGACCGCCGCCGCGGCUUUCGUAGUGCUGAAAAGGUGCAUGAUCGACCUUCUCUGGGACGAAACGGUAUCAUUCCACGCGCCCUCCGACGAAGCGUCGUUUACGUGCGAAACAAGCAUCACCGUAUUCGCAGCACAAAGCCCCAUGGACCAGGCUCUGUAACGCAGAAACUCUUCGUAUCGUGAUAUUUACGGCGUGAGCGUUCCCAUUAGAAACCCUAAGACGAGCCCCCUCUUUCAUCAUCGAGUCGAUGCUAUGGCACACAUUCAGCAGAAUAUGAAUCUGCGACCCAUGCCGCCGCAGCAGCAGCGGCGGCAAGACCACGGUGCUAGCCCGUCCCUCGUCGGACGAACGUCACCGUCACCGUCAACGUCAACGUUACCGGCGUCAGCGGCGGGGGCAGCCGCGGCGGCGAGCGGGGCUCGGCAGGAGUCGUUGCUGGGGAAGCGGACGCGGGAGGAUCUCCAGGAGGGAUUUCAAGAGGCGUGGGCAGCAUUCGGCAAGGACGGAAUUAUGCUAGGCGACAGAGGUGCGGAUUCCGCCGCCGCCGCCGCCGCCGCCGCCGCUGCUGCGGGCGCCAUGUCUGACGCCCCUGAUAGCUUCGUUCCUGAUCACGAGAACCCCCUACUGGACCCCUCGUGGCCGCCCUCCACCGCUCUCGCCUUCCCCCACCUCCCCCACAAGAAGCUCCCCACCUCCCUCUGGCCGCCCUACGCGCAACCUCCUGCCGCCCUCCCCCACUCGCGCCUCCUCCACCACCUCGCCCCCUCCUCCCUCUCCCUCCCCUCGGAUUCCAGCUCGCUGGAAGGGGAGGCGGGGAAGGGGAUGCGAGCAGGGAUGGGAUUCGGGGUGGAAAUGGGUAUGGGGGGGACAGGCGGAAUGGAUCAUGAUGCAGUUCCGCAGGGCGUGUUUGCAAGAGCGGGGCAGGGGCAGGGGCAGAUUCAGCAGCAAAAGCAGCAGCAGCAGCAGGAGGAGGAGGAGGAGGAGGAGGAGGAGGAAGAUCUGGAUGCUUGGUUUCGUGUGAAGAGACGACAUGGGGUGAAGCAGGGAGGAGAGGGGGGGAGAGGAGAGGCCGGAGGGAGACGAGGGACCGGGCGGAGCUCGGCAUCAGGCUCACCUGCUCCUGCAACAGCAGCAGCAGGGGCAAGCGCAGCAGCAGCAACAGCAGGAGGGGGUAUUGGUUCACAUUCCCAGAGCAAGCUUGCAGGCGUUGCUGCUGCUGCAGGCCUUGCCAGGGAUACGACUGGAAGGGCUCGCCCUGCGGCUAAAGUCGCUGUUGCAGUUGACACACCAGCCGCCAUGGCAGCAGUGAUGCCAACACCACCCACCACAGACGCAGCAGCAGCAGCAGCAGCGGCACCCCCCUCUCGCCCCUGUUUCCCCCGCCGCCCAUCAGGCGGCUACAGUGCCGUGCGGCGCGGCACUCUACGUAAACUGCCCCCUGUGCCCGCCCUCGGCGCCCCCGCCCCCUUCCGCCCCCACUCCUCCUCCCGCCACCCUCUCGCUGCUUCCUCCACUGCUGCCGCCAUCACAGCUGCACGUGCUUCAGCGCCUAUUUGGGGUGUGGCAGGGAGAGAGGGAGGGGGGAUGGUGGGGGACAGGCAGGGGUCUGAAUCUGCGGGGGAGCGGAGAGCGCAGGAGGGAGGGAGAGUGGGUGAAGCUGCUGCUGUGGGUGGUGGUAUUUCUUGCAAUGCUUCUGGUAUGGCUGCAGAAUCAAUGGCUCGUGCGUCCGGAUCUGGUGCCACAGGUUUGGAUGCAGGUUUGGCAACAGGAGCGGCAGGCUCGGCGGAAGGCUCUGCCUCAGCUAUGGCUUCUGCUUUUGCCGCAGCAGCAGCAACUGCAGCAGCGGCAGCAUCAGUAGCAGUAUCAGCAACAGAACCAGCAAGAGCAGAAGGAACAGAAACCCCACCUGAGCAGGGUUCUCUGUCUCCUCUCUUCCCUCACUCCCUCUGUGCGGCUGCUGCCUUCCCCCCGUUCUACUCCCACCUGCCUUGUCACGAAGGAGAUGCUCUCUUGUCUGCACUCCUUGACUCCAUGCCUUCCCCUGCCUCUCCUGCCCCUGCCAUCCCUGCUCCUGCUGCUCCUGCUCCUCCUGCUGCUGCUCCUGCUGCCCCUGCACCUGGUGGUAGCGCCUCCGGUGCUGCAAAUGGGGGUGCAGCUGCUGCUGGUCUGGGAGCAAGAGGAGAGGGAUCAGGAACUGCCUGUGGGGGGGCAGGGAGGGCAGUAGGAGCACGGGACGCGGGGAAAGGGGGAGCUAGGGAAACGGGGAGAGCAGGGAUAGAAAGGGAAGCGGGGGGAGGGGGAGGGGGAGGAGCUGAGGGAGUUGGUGGGGCAGGGAUAGUUGGAGGUGCGGGGGUAUUAGGGGGAGCAAGGGGGGCAGGGGCAGGGGGGGGGGCUUGGGCAGGGGCCGCUAAGCCAGUGUUGAAUUUCGCCCAGUUCUCGCGGCCUCUCCAGCAGUAUGGCAGUGCCCAUGUGAAGACUCUUCGUGCUGCCAUCGCCCGCACCAACACUCGCCUCGCUCCCCCUCCUACUGCACCUGCUGCUGCUGCUGCUGCUGCUGCUGCUGCUGCUCCCGCUUCGGCUUCUAAUGUCGCCGCUGACGCCGCCACUGCUUCUACUGGUGUCGUUGCGAGCAGCGCUUGUGCUGCUGAUGCAGGUGCAGCAGGCCCGGCGCAGCCAGCACACGAGGAAAGGACAUGCACACAGGGGCAAACACACUCAAGAGCUAUGCUACCUCCUGCUUCCUCCCCACAUCUCUCUGUCCCUUCCUCUGUCCCUUCCUCCAUCCGUGGCCCAUCCUCGUCCCCUUCCAUGCCUCCACCGCCCCUCCCAGCAUCCGCUGCUGCUCCUCCCUCACGCUCCCCUUCCUCCAGCCUCACUCGCUCACGCACCCCAUUGAGAGCACAUUCCACCACACUCAUACGUGCGGCGAAUGCUGCCGGUGCUGCUGCUGCCGGUGCUGGUAUGAGACGGGAUGCAGGGAUUGCAGGGGAAGUGGGAGAAGGCACAGUUGAUGGCGGGGCGCACAGGUCAACGGCACCAGCUGUACCCACUGCGCCAGAGCGACGAUCGGUAGCAGCAUCGCCAGCACCAGCAGAAGCAGCAGAAGCAGCAGCUGCAGCAGCAGCACCUACUUCCUGCACCCCCCCGCAAAUGCCAGCUCAUUCCCUUGCACCUGGGCCUUCUGCCCCUACUGCUACCACCGAUGCUGCUACCACCGCUGCUGCCAGCACCGCUGCUGCCACUAUCGCCACCAGUGCUCCUGCCACCCUCACCAGCCUUUCUGGCAGCACUGCACGGGCGCCCACUCCACAGCUCGCCUCUCACUCUAACAAGCAGCACAGGCGGAACGUUAAGAGCCCGCCUGUGGGGAGCGUGAGACCACCUUGUGGUGGGAGGAAUGCGAGUGCUGCUGACACCGCUACUCUCUCCCUACCCUUCACUCUGCCGUCCCACCCCCCUGCUGCUGAUGUGGGCUGGAGGGUUGGGGGUGAGGGAGAGGGAGGUGUGGGAAGGGGCGGGGGAGGAGGGGAGGGUAGGCAAGGGGCGGAAGGAGGGGAGGAGAGGGGUAGGGAGGAAGGGAGGAGGGAUGGGAGGGAUGCAGAGCGGUUAAUGCAGCUGUAUGCGCAGUAUAGGGGCAGGGAUGGGCAGGUGGGGGAGAGGAGAACGGAGGGGUACGGAAGGGUGGAAGGCAGGGAAGGGGAAGCUGCAGAGAGAGGGGUUGGUUUGGGUGUUGUGGCGAGCACGAGGGAGAGUGGGACAGAGAGAGAGUGGAAGGGGCAGGGUGAAGAGUGGAGGAUGGGGAGUGUGGGGGGUGAGAGAGGAGGGGAUGGCAUGGUUGGUGUGGGUAGUGUGAGAGAGGCGGAUGGGGAACAGGAAGUAGAGUACAGGGAGGAUGAGGAAGGAGAGAAGGAGGGAAGGGGGUUUAGUGAGCUGAUUGAGGGAAACUGGAAGAUUACGGGUGGGAAGGAGAGUGGGGGGGAGGAGAAGGAGGAGGAGGGGGGGGAGGAGGAAGAGGAGGAGAAAGUGGAGGGGGAAGCGAGGGGAGAGGGGCGCAUGGUUGCUCGGGAUGGUUACACCCAUGGGGGCCGACCAGGCACAGAGGGAGCGAGCAACAAAGGGCCCUCUCUCCUGGGGGCAGGGCGCUGGCAGCUACAGGCAGUGGCAGGGAUGCAGAGGGGGGGAGGGGGGGCAUCGGGGGACGAGAAGGAGGAGGACGAGGACGAGGAAGAGGAGGAGCAGGAGGAGGAGGAGGAGGAAGAGGAGGAGGAGAUACAGCGACGAGAGGGGGGAGAGAGGAGAGGCGAGGAGGGUGAGGAGAGGGGAGUGGUUGCUGGGGGGGGAAGAGGAGGAGGAGUGGGGGUGGCAGGGAGAGGCAAGGCAGCAGCAGGUGGAGCAGGGCGAGCGCGGUCUGCACGCGUGCACAAUCUAUCAGAGCGGCGGCGGCGGGACAAGAUCAACGAGCGGUUCAACACAAUGCGGGAGCUCCUGCCGGAGUGCAGCAAGACGGACAAGGCGUCUCUGCUGGACAAGAUCAUCGAGUACAUCAAAGCCAUGCAGCUGCAACUGCAGCUCAUGUCCCUGCGGUCAGGGCUGGGGUCAUCCACUGCACCUCCACACGCCCUACCGCCACUCAUGGCCCACACCAUCCCUUCCACAGUACCGGCAGCAGGCGCCGCAGCAGCCGCAGCAGCUGCAGCUGCAGCAGCAGGGGUGCAGCAGGCCCCUCUUCCCUUGUGCAACUUCCCUUCCCGCUCUGUGUUUCUUCCCCAGGCAUCUGUGCCAGAGUCUGCCCUUGGUUCCAUGCAUCAUCACCUGCUGUGGCAGCAGCACUUGUACAGGCAGCAGCAGCAGCAGCACGAGCAGCAGCGUCAGCAGCAGCAGCAGGAGUGGCAGCGGCAGCAAGAGGAAGUGGCAGUGGCAGUGGCGGCACAGCAGGCACAGCAGGCCGAGCGUGAUCUCUUCAUACAGCUGCUCCAGCAGCAGGGAGAGGAAGAGCAACUCCAGUGGCAACAGCUGCACCUGCAGCAGCAGCGGCAGCAGCAGGAGGUGCAGGAGCAGCGUCAGCAUCAUCACCGUCAUUGUCGCAAUCAGCAGCAGCUGCAGCAGCAGCGGCAGGGGCAGGAGACUCCUCUCACACACGUCCUACCAUCUGCCACUCUCCUUGCCCCUCAUACUCCUCUGCUCCCUCUCCCUCACAUUGCCAGUCUCCACGCACCACCACUCGCCUCCACCUUCCCUGAUGCUGCCGCUGCACCAGCUGUCACUCCUGCUGCUGCUGCUGCUGCUGCUGCUGCUGCUGCUGCAGGGGCUGCUGUGGCGGAUCGAACAGCAGCCAUGGGAGGCGUGGGAGGGUCGCGAGGAGGCUGCGGUGGGGGAGGAGGGAGGGUACGGGGAGCAGAGGGCGAGAGGCACCAGAGGCAGAUGUACAGUCUGAUGGAAUGGGAGAGGCUGUGCGCUGCUCAGGCUGCUGCUUCUUCUUCUGCCGUGGUCGCCGCCGCCGCUGCUGCUGCUGCUGCUGCUGCUGGUGCUUCAGAGGCGAAACUGGCUGUUCGAUCACGCGAGAGCCAUGGGAGGCGGCAUGAGGAGAGGCAAGGGGGGAAUAGGCAAAACGGAGGGGUUGGAGAAGGGAGGGGGUUGAGAGCCCGUGCUGUGACUAUUGGAUCCACCGCAGGUGCAGCCGCAUCAGCAGCAGCAAUGGGCGGGGCAGCACCGGGAGGGGCGGCAGGGGUUGAUAGUAUGGCGGCAGCAGGAGCAGGAACUUGGGAUUUGGCUGCAAUGGAAGCAGCAGCACUGGAGGUGGCACGAUUGGAGAAUGAAGCAGCAGAGGGAGCUGUGGGUCUGGGUGGAAUUGGGCUCAAUGGAAACAGGUUAUCUGCCACAGAAGCAGCGGGAGCGGAAGCGGCAGCAGGAGUGGCGGCGGCAGCAGGGGUGUAUCCAGGAGCUGGGGAUGACGCGGUGGUGCUGGCGUUGCUCUUCCCUCACUCGCGCUCGCAACCAGGCAGGGAGAGGGGUGAUGGGAGGAGGAGGGGACAGCAAGGGCGUGACAGUGGGCUGUGGAGAGGGGGAAGCCUGGGCUGGUAGCUGAAAGUUUCCGAUGGUUGCUGCGAGUUUGGGAUGGGAGAAGGUCAUCUUCGGUGCGGGAGCAGACGAAUAUUGGAUGGUAGCAAGAGAAAGGAACCAAAGGAAGCAGAGGAAGCAGAGGAAUCUGGGAUGGUGGCGAGCACAGGAACCUCGGAGGAGCAUGGCGGUGGAGUAGAAAGGAGUUUGGCACAUGUGAAAGGCUUUAGCUAAUUGCACAGAAAGCUGGUGUGCUGUCGGUGCUGUGUGGUGGGGUCAGCUGCUUGGCACCUGAGCACCUGGGCACUGGGCACAUCAGCCCUUGAGCACCUCAGGAGCAGCAUGGUCGAUGGUGAAAUGCAGGCGAGGAGGCAUGCAGCUGGUGGGAGGUCCAGGGGCUGCUACUGUGGUUGCACGUGCUUCUACUAAUGCCUUCUGUAGCACACCAUCCAGCUGGAGGGAGCGUGUGUACAUAAGGCAUAGCGGUUGCUGCGGUUGUACGUGUGUGCUUCUACCACAUCAGGAGUGGGGUGGGGGCGGUUGUGGUUGCACUGGCACGUGUCUCUACUACAUAAUGGUGGGCAAUGGGCAUGGAGGGAGGGAGUGCAGGGUCUGCUCCUGUACCAUGAUGACGCCAUCCCCUGUACAGGCCUUUCUGGCGGGUUUCACCUGAGCAGCCAGCUGUCACUCAGCUGUUCACCUGACAUGAGAAAUUAUAUGUUGGACAGAGGUGAUGCCUUUGCCAGAGCAGUUUCUUUGCCAGAGCAGUUGGACAGCUCUUUGCCAGAGCAGUUUCUGCCUGCUGGUUGCAAGGUCUUGAUACGAACAUUACAUACGGAGAGAGUGUUUGGGUUGCACUGCCUUGCUGUGUUAGUGUUUAUUUCCAACACAGUCUGCUGUGCUGUAACAAACAGCCUGGUUGAUUGUUUUGUUUGCUUGUGGGUUGAUAUGACAGAGUUGGUGUUGCCUUUUUUGUACUGGUAAGAGUGUUACGUUAGAAUAGUGCAAUAAAAUUGACUACCAAGG
This is a messenger RNA of Closterium sp. NIES-67, 7491 nucleotides long. NCBI's taxonomy places the organism in Eukaryota, Viridiplantae, Streptophyta, Zygnematophyceae, Desmidiales, Closteriaceae. The record is from the annotation of a GenBank genome assembly.